Messenger RNA from Oncorhynchus nerka (sockeye salmon), 4715 nucleotides. Its product is annotated as phosphatidylinositol 5-phosphate 4-kinase type-2 beta-like. The transcript has 11 exons. Gene Ontology annotation, biological process: phosphatidylinositol phosphate biosynthetic process. The record is from RefSeq and is a predicted model, not a curated record. Lineage: Eukaryota; Metazoa; Chordata; Actinopteri; Salmoniformes; Salmonidae. Gene Ontology annotation, cellular component: plasma membrane. The coding region runs from base 2671 to 3783 and encodes 370 amino acids. Gene Ontology annotation, molecular function: 1-phosphatidylinositol-4-phosphate 5-kinase activity; 1-phosphatidylinositol-5-phosphate 4-kinase activity.
UCCCACGCUAGCUUGUUUGUCUUUAUGGUGUUUUGACUAGCAAACGGUAACGCGAUAGUUAGCCAGCUGCUUGAUUGACCAGAGUACAUUUUAGAGCUCAUCCGUCGUCUAGUAGUCUGUAGUGUAUGGGUGUUAGUCAGGUACUUAGUCUGAUGCUUAGGUGAAAGCUGUUAACCCUCCAUUCUCCCUGGUCAGGAAUAUCAAUGUAGCAACAUUCUAGCUAUUUGGUGUGCCAGUCGCGUGUGCGCUUUAAAAAUGUGCAGCAAAUAUAGCUGCGACGUUGAACAUAAACAUUUGACAUUACCCCGCGCACUAUGCAGGAAUUAUUCGGCACAAGCUGCAUAACGUCUUCUGUUCUGUAAGAACGUGGGAUGUGUGGUGGUCUGAAGUGAGCUAGUUAGUUGGUUAGGGGAGGAGGUCGUGAGCACUGCUCCAACCAAAGCAUCCAUUCUGUCUAGCGCAGGCCAGAGAGGGGUGUGACUGUUGGAGAGCAGCAGGUUGCAUUACGCCCCAACCGCAGCCUGACUGCCUAUUGUUUUACAGGCAUCAAUGAAUAAUAAAGCGGCAAAUCUUACAUUUGCAGAUUCUAGCCUGCAUUCAUGAUUUAACGUGGUUUAGUGUGGAGUACACAUUUGAACACUCAACCAUAACAAUAAUAGGCUCACAGUUAGUCUAAUUUGAGUGGGAAAAGUGACAUUGUCUUCAACUCAUCCUAAAAUACACUUUAUUGAGACUGUUUUUCACCAAAUGCAUCAAGUUUCUCACUCGCAUGAAUGCAGCGAUCACCAAAUGCAUUGCAGAGAGCUUCAAGGCUCCAUUUUUUUGUGGCCAGCAGUAGUAGGCGAACACACCCCCUUCCCUGCUUGACUGACACCUCCAGAUAAAUGUCUUUGGCAUGAAUGUGAUGCCCCAGUUUUGGAUUCGCUUCACCCACAAUUUGAAUAACAGUGCUGAUGCAUCAUUUCACUUCCAAUGUUUGCAUGCAUUUCAAUAUGUUGCCUACACACUAACAUGUACAUUACAUCUUGCAUGUACUAUUGUCUGUAAUUAUUCUUUCUCAAUUGAUUUCCCCCUCUGCUUGCUGUGUUUUUGGUGAGAUAAUUUGAUGUACAUUUCAAUACCUUAUAUAAGAAAGAUAAGGAUAAAUAUAGACCAUCGUCAAAUAGGCAGUUCUUGUAGACCAGGGAAAGAAUACAUGCUUCAAAUGGAGAAAACAAUGGCAUUAAUUAACCAAACUCGCAUAUUUAGUGAAGCUGUAAUAAUCAUCCUGUGAUGUAUUCCGCAAUAUUCAUAAUGGACAAGUUUAGUGUGUGGUGGAGGCUGGGUGUAGAUUCAAGGUGUAGGCGGCAGGCUAAUUUAGACAAGAAAGACGUCAAAAGAGCCUUCUCCUCAAGGCUCUCAUAACCAGAAUAUAUUUAAUCUUGGUAGUCAGUCGUAACAUCGUUCUGCUAGUCACAAAGCCGGAUGAAUUCAGUUCCAAACUAAGCUUUUGCUCAGAGAAUACCUUUGUCAGUUGGAGCAUAUAGCCAAACACAGAUUUAAUUGAAGCUCCCUUCAAAAACAUGGAUUCAGUCUUGAUGGUAGAUAAUGCCAGCCUUACAGGCUUUCCAACACCGGGAAUAACCUACAUCUUCAAAUCUGAUACGGGCCUUCAUCAAACUUACAAUAAAAUCUGCCAUUGAGCAGACACUUUUAUCUAACGCGACUUAGUCAUGCAGAUGGGUGGUCCCGGGAAUCGAACCCACUACCCUGGCUUUACAAGCGCCAUGCUCUACCAACUGAGCUACAAACGACCACCUUCAUCAAACCUUGUGUGUAGUUUGAUUAGACAUAAUCCAACAUAUAGUCAGGAUAUCGAUUGUGUCUGCCUGCUGAAGGCAUUAAGCUACGCCUCUAAUGACAAAAUGAAUAUGAUGAUACUUUUGAAGGACACAUUCAUUUGGGCUCCCGAGUGGCGCAGCAGUCUAAGGCACUGCUUCUCAGUGCUUGAGGAAUCGCUGUUGACACCCUGGUUCAAAUCCAGGCUGGAUCACAAUCGGCUAUAAUCGGGAGUCCAAUAGGGUGGCGCACAAUUGGCCCAGUGGUGUUUGGCCGGUGUAGGCUGUCAUUGUAAAUAAUAAUUUGUUCUUCGUUUGACUUAUCUCGUUAAAUAAAUAAAAAUUGACCAGAGCAUAACCUGUCGGCAUGAUAGACAGUGAUCUUUAUAGCAUGUCAGACAGUUGAAUGAGAGUCUAUCCCUUGAAGUAGUCUCAGAGAGAGCCUGAUAUAACUCAAAACCCCAGCUCUAUGAGAGGCUACUUGGCUAUGUCCUGCAUAUUCCAUACAACUCCAUGUGUUUGUGCUCCGUAUGCUAUUAUUUUUCUACCUCAAGGUAACUUUCCCAUUUCUCUCCUAUUUUAGCCGAGUCUGUGUCUCCCGGAUGCAUUCUUGUCUCCUUUUUUUCUUUUGAAGCGUUUAUUCACGUUCCCUCCCUGCCCCUCCUCUUACUGUCUGGAGUUCAUAAAUCUAUGGAGAGGGCUGGGAAUCAGUCUGUCUGUCAGUGAAUCUGUCUCGUUAGAUAAGAUCAACAGUGUGACAAGGGACUCAGCCAGAGAGCACUGCUGUCAGUUCGCUUUGGUCCAAAGUGAAUGAUUGUCGAUCAACGAGUUAAGUAACGUGCCUGUACCAGUAAUGCUGAUGCCUGAUGAUUUUAAAGCCUACAGUAAGAUCAAAGUGGACAACCACCUAUUUAACAAAGAGAACCUGCCCAGCCGCUUUAAAUUCAAAGAGUACUGCCCUAUGGUGUUCCGCAACCUGAGGGAGAGGUUCUCCAUCGAUGACCAGGAUUACCAGAACUCUCUGACGAGGAGCGCCCCGCUGAACAGCGACUCCCAGGGGCGCUUUGGCAACCGCUUCCUGUCCAGCUACGACCACCGCUUCGUCAUCAAGACGGUGUCCAGCGAAGACAUCGCCGAGAUGCACAACAUCCUCAAGAAGUACCACCAGUUCAUAGUGGAGUGUCAUGGCAGCACUCUGCUCCCCCAGUUCCUGGGCAUGUACCGGCUAACAGUGGACGGGGUUGAAACGUACCUGGUGGUGACCCGUAAUGUAUUCAGCCACCGUCUCACCGUGCACCGCAAGUACGACCUGAAGGGUUCCACAGUCUCAAGGGAAGCCAGUGACAAAGAGAAGUUGGGCCAUGUCCGACUGCUGUCCAUGCUGCGCAGAAGGGGAAGUCAAAAGGGGGCCAAGGAACUCCCCACCUUUAAAGACAACGACUUUCUGAACGAGGGCCAGAAGCUGCAGAUAGGAGAUGACAACAAGAAGUACUUCUUGGAGAAACUAAAGCGUGACGUAGAGUUCCUGGCCACUCUGAAGAUCAUGGACUACAGUCUGCUGGUGGGGAUCCAUGAUGUGGACCGGGCAGAGCAGGAGGAGAUGGAGGUGGAAGCAGGAGGAGAGGAGGAGGAGUACGAGAACGAUGGGAUGGGAGGAGCACUCACCGGCUCCUUCGGCACCCCUCCAGACAGCCCUGGGAACCCCCUCAACUUUGGCGGGUUCUUCAGCCCUGGCGAGUUCGACUCCUCCGUGGACGUCUACGCAAUCAAGAGCAACGACAGUGCUGUGAAGAAAGAAGUGUACUUCAUGGCUAUCAUCGACAUCCUCACGCACUACGACGCUAAGAAAAAAGCUGCACAUGCUGCCAAAACUGUGAAACAUGGGGCCGGGGCAGAGAUCUCCACCGUAAACCCAGAGCAGUACUCCAAAAGAUUCUUUGAGUUCAUGUCCAACAUCCUGUCAUAGAAUCAUCUCUCCUACCCCAGCCAAUCACUACCUGUCAUAGAGCCAUCAGCCACACCCACCCCUCUCUCGCUCCGCCUGCCCCUCCCACCUGACUUAGCCCCACCCAGGGGACGACAGGUGGAAAGGAUGCACAGACAACAAGCCUGUUCCAUUGACCCACAGAGGGGGCGCCGGACUCUUUCUUUAAAAAAAAAAAAGCAACGCGUCUCUUCUCCUCCCAUGUCCUACUCCCCGGUCUGAGUGCUCAACAAAGGAAGGCAUGUGAAACAGAGUUCUAUAGGAUAUUUGAGACCCCGCCACCUUAUACUAGUCCUCACGCCAGCACGGGAACUGUCUCACUAAUGCCUUGAAAGAGUCUGCUUCAGCAGUAGGAGUCUGUUUAGUACCAUCUGUUCGUGAUUAUUUUGACACACACACACCUCUCACAGACACAGAAGCGGUCAGAUCGCAUUAAUCUUUUGACCUAGUGGCCAACAGGCGUUUACAAACUCUGACUUGUCAGGAGAUCCGCAGCCGACAGUAACAAAAUUGGAAAUGCAGGAAAUUAAUAUAUAAGGGUUUUACGUAAAUGAAUGCAAUAUCAAAAUGCAUGGCUAAAAUGUACAUGACUUCGCCAGUUAGCUGAAACGGCAAACCACUGAACUUAGCAUCUGAGCAUUAUGACUAAAAAACUAAAAACAUGUCUGAAUGUUACGUUGCCAUAUUGUUCUAAAAACUUGACAUUUUUACCAUGAACUUGGAGGUUGGUAAAAGAAAAUCCACAUAAGGGGAAUACUAAAGCAAAUGCUUGUUUUAUUACCAUAAGAAUUGUUUUUUUUAUAUCUUGUUUACAUUAAUGUAGCAUUUGUGUUUGUAUAGUUGUUUUGUUAUCGACGUUAGAUCAGAAAAGUUACUUGAAAAGGAUUCAUUACAUAUUAAAGGGAGUUAUUGUU